GUUGCCUAGUGACGAAAAAACUGUGCAGCAGGGCUGAUUUCCUGCGUUUCCAACAUCUCGUCGCUGGCGCUGACCUAGGGGGAAGUUUUUUCUCCCAGCAGAUUUGUUUGCGUCGCAUUCACAGCAGGAUGCGGGACUGAAUAGAGCUGUUACGCUUGACGGGAGCGGGUCCUGUAAACUUUUGGCGUUUCGGGCCUCGUAAUGAAGCGUUUUGAGGAAUGAUGAAUAAUUACACUUUCAUCAGGGUCGUUGGGAAAGGGAGCUAUGGGGAGGUGAACUUGGUGAAACACAAAACAGACCGUAAACAGUAUGUUAUAAAGAGAUUGAAUUUGACCACCUCCUCCAAACGUGAACGACGUGCUGCGGAGCAGGAGGCGCAGCUGCUGUCUCAACUGCGCCAUCCCAACAUUGUGACUUACAAGGAGUCCUGGGAAGGAGAUGACUGCCAGCUGUACAUUGUGAUGGGUUUCUGUGAAGGUGGAGACCUCUAUCACAGGCUUAAACAACAAAAAGGAGAGCUGUUACCCGAGAGGCAGGUGGUGGAGUGGUUUGUCCAGAUAGCCAUGGCAUUGCAGUACCUACAUGAGAGGAACAUUCUUCAUCGGGACCUUAAAACGCAGAAUAUCUUCCUGACGAAAACCAACAUCAUUAAAGUGGGGGACCUUGGCAUUGCCCGAGUACUGGAGAACCAGAAUGAUAUGGCCAGCACACUCAUAGGAACCCCAUACUACAUGAGUCCUGAACUCUUCUCUAAUAAACCUUAUAACCACAAGUCAGAUGUCUGGGCCCUGGGCUGCUGUGUAUAUGAGAUGUCUACACUGAAACACGCCUUCAAUGCCAAGGACAUGAACUCACUGGUGUAUCGUAUUGUAGAGGGAAAGCUUCCACAGAUGCCCAGUAAGUAUGAGCCCCAGCUUGGAGAUUUAAUCAAAAGCAUGCUGUCUAAGAGACCUGAAGACAGGCCCGAUGUCAAACUCAUUCUCCGGCAGCCCUACAUAAAACGACAAAUUGCCAUGUUCCUUGAGGCAACAAAAGAAAAAACUGCCAAGUCACGAAAAAGACCUGUUGGUGGCAGUGGUGAUUGUAGGACCAGCAGUGUGUCACCUGUGAUGUCAUGUCAGCCAAAGCCUGAGAGGCUGGCUCCCAGUCCACAACCUGAACCUCGUGCCAGGGUAAAGCGGAAAGACGACAAAUCGCAACACUUUAAAGGCCGGAACGGUGUGGUAGACAGCACUCCCAUCCAGACGCCUCCGCCAUUCAAACCCUCUUCACCUGAUGCUCUCAGAGCAUCCCUGCUUACUGUUAGCAAUAUCGAUAUUGAUAUCCACGUGCAGCUGGACAAUGACCUGAUACAGAGACAGGUGCAGAGGCCCCAGCCUGUCGUGUCGCAUCACCGGGCAGCUAAUGAACCUCUCACGCACAAUGUGAGCAAAGACAGCAAGGUGAGAGGGAAACCAGAUCCCUCUCCCCCUCCUUCGCCACUAAAGCCCCCUCUGAAGUCUGUAUCAGGUGUUUGCAGCACGAGAGAAGACGAAGGGAGGGUGGCCGGUGACUUGUCUGACUUUCAGCGACAGGCCAAAUCAAACCCUGGGGACAAGUUAUCUAUCUCGGGGGAGAAUAAGAUUUCAGAUAUGGAUGAUAAGGAUGACACCAUGGAGUUACUGAAAAAAGCUGAUCCACAGGACCCAAAUCCAGAAAACGAGGUUCUAGAAGCAGAUGCAGACAAUAAGAACAACACUGUGACUCUUUUCAAGCAUGCUCCAGCACACCUACCUACCUCAGACAUCCAAGAAAGCCUAGAAUCUACUGAAAAGCUGUUAGAGCCACUCCCUCCACCACUGGAACCCGUUAAGGAAGAAUCUCCCUUACAAGCCAGUAAGCCAGAUCGAGCUGCUACAUGUCUAACUCCUCUGUACCUAUCAUCAGAACCAUCUAUAUCACAGCAGCACAGAGGAAAGCACACAAGACAGAAACAUGAGGACCAGGACAAGUCCAAGGUGGCCGCUCUUAGACCUUUACCUCAGCUUCCUGUUGAUACUGUAGCUGUGGAGGGGAAAAAGAGGAGCAGGAGGAACUCGGAGACCAAGAAAGCUGAUGUGACUGUGACCUCAGAAUCAGUUAGCUCCCAUAAUGAUGGACUUUUACCAGCACCACAGGAUCGUCCCCUCUCUGCAAGAGAGAGAAGAAGACUGAGGCAGUCCCAAGAGAGUGCCAGACAACCAUGUGUUAGUGCUGUACGGAGGGCAUCUUAUGAUGUCACGUCCACCAAGGCUGAGCACGACAGUGCCCCAUUUACUCGAUCUGUGUCUGCCUCUUUUGCAGAGUCCAAUAGUAAGCAGGAUAAACUGCUGGAGCAAAAGUCAGAUGAAGAUGAAUGCAGCUCAUCCACAAGUUCCACAGAGCGUUCAGAAGGAGACUGCAGGGAAAGAAAGACUGAAUCCAGCGACAUGCACGACUUAGUUAAUAUGAUGACUCAGACUUUGAGAAUGGAUGUUGGAGAUGGUGUAAGCGAGGGGGACAGAGGCAGAUUUGGCUCUACCGCACUGCCAGAGUUUAAACUGAACAGGAAGUACAGGGAUACCCUGUUGCUUCAUGGGAAGGCUCGAGAGGAAGCGGAGAACUUGUCACUCGGUCAAAUAGAAGGCUCUCCAUCUGGUCCGGCCAAAAUAAGAAGAGCCAUAGAACGUCUGAGAACAGAUGUGGUGAAGGGCCUGGGGGUCAAGCUGUUGGACAAAGUGCUGGAAGUGAUGGAGGAGGAGGAUGACGCCAAAAGAGAACUGUGCCUUCGCAACCUAAUGGGAGAUGAGAAGUACCAAGCCUAUGCUGUAAUGGUGAGGCAGCUGAAAUUCUUUGAGGAUAUGGCCUUUAAGAUUUAAAAAGCACUAUAUAUGAAAGCUUAAAUGUUUUUCACAAUCGUCUGUGUGGAAACCCCGAAGUAAGCUGGAGCAACAAAUCUUAAAUGAUGACGCACAUCAAGAUGGUCUUUGCAAGAAAUAUACCAGCAUUCAUGUUCAAACAUGGACUGAAUUGAAAACUGCUCAAAGGCAUUUUUUACUAACAGUCCCAACAUGAUUGUUUGGGACUGUUACAUUUUUUUCCAGACAACAUGCAAGAUCUCACUUCUGACUGCAGGUUUUGUCAUGGGACUGUCAUACAGAUAUAAUCUUAUUGUGUACAUCACAUGUAAAUGAAGUUAAUUUCUUUCUCUUUUUUUAAAACUUAAUUUCAGUAUAAACACAAAAUGUGAAAGCAUCUAAGGAUUUUCCAGAUCCCUAUGCAAAUAUUUUUGUCAUGUUUAAGCACGCUGUCUUUCCAUUUGCUGUAGAGGAAUAUCACCUUAUUUAUAAUGCAAACCAGAAUUUCUAGAAUGGUUACAUCUGUUGAGGACACUAAAUCUUCCCCCUACUGCUCAAUUGUAUUUUCUUAUAGCCAAAAUAAUGUAAAUUAGAUGUAGAUAUUAACAUGUGAACAAUUUCUAAUAAAUCCUUAAUGUAUUUCUUGUUUAUUUUUCUUGUUCUUGUUUUAUGUUGAAAACCAGAAUAAAACAUUUAAUUGAUAAAAGAACUAAAA
Messenger RNA from Pundamilia nyererei, 3570 nucleotides. It is a transcript of the gene nek4, whose product is annotated as NIMA-related kinase 4. Gene Ontology annotation, biological process: protein phosphorylation. The coding region runs from base 219 to 2876 and encodes 885 amino acids. Gene Ontology annotation, molecular function: ATP binding; protein kinase activity. Lineage: Eukaryota; Metazoa; Chordata; Actinopteri; Cichliformes; Cichlidae. The transcript has 16 exons. The record is from RefSeq and is a predicted model, not a curated record.